GAAACGUACUCUCCAAUAUGGCAUGCGUCGUGUUUUCGCCACAGCUGUAGCGCGUCAGAGCGUCCUCUCUUACUUCUCCAUGGUAUAUGUAUUCUUUAUCUAUGCCGAAGAUCUAUAUCUGUGUCUAUAUCAACAUCAACAUUGCCAAAAAAAUUGCAAAAACCUUUCUCAUAGAAAACAAGAGCUUACCACAAACAUUGCCAAUAUUGCCAUAAUAUAGGAUGACGGGAUGACUUCUGCCUUCUGUGAUCAAUAACUAGAAAAACUAGAAAUCUUAGUUUUUCGACAAAAAAUGUGGGACACCUCUUUGUUUUUAAAUACCUUAACUCCAAAAUUUUAUGUUGCAUUAACUGGAACAUCAUCACUUAUAUCUGGUUUAAUAUUAAUUUUUGAAUGGUGGUAUUUUAGAAAAUAUGGAACGUCCUUUAUUGAACAGGUUUCUAUUAACCACAUAAGUCCUUGGAUUAGUGGAGAUUACCGAGAUGAUAAUGUAAAUAAUCCUCAGUUAACACAGUCUGCAAUUCCAGAAUGUAAGGUUUGGAGAAAUCCUUUGAAUUUAUAUCGAGGUGCUGAAUAUCAAAGAUUUUAUUGGGCAACAAAUAAGGAGCCAUUAACAUAUUAUGAUAUGAAUUUAUCAGCCCAAGAUCACCAGACAUUUUUUACAUGUGAAGCAGAUGCAGGCAAGGCUGAAUAUGAAAUCAUGCAAACAGCAUGGAGAGAAAGAAAUCCACAAGUUAGGCUCAAAUCAGCACACAGUGCUCUUGAAAAAAACCCUGAUUGUGCCACAGCUUACAUCUUAUUAGCUGAAGAAGAAGCAACAACUAUUACUGAAGCAGAAAAAAUAUUAAAACAAGCUUUAAAAAUAGCCGAAGUUAACUAUAGAAGGUCUCAGCUUCUGCAACAUCAAGGGUCUCUUAUGGAGGCAGAACAUAGAAGGGACACGAAUGUUCUGAUAUACAUUAAAAGAAGACUAGCCAUGUGCGCACGUAAACUUGGCAAGUUUAAAGAGGCUGUUAAGAUGUUUAGAGAUUUAACGAAGGAAAUACCACCAAUUAUGAAUGUUUUAAACAUACAUGAAAAUCUUAUAGAAACUUUAUUAGAGAUGCAGGCAUAUGCUGAUGUUCAAGCUGUUUUGGCGAAAUAUGACGAUAUCUCAUUACCAAAAUCGGCUACAAUUUGCUACACAGCAGCACUUCUGAAAGCAAGGCUUGUCGCAGAUAAAUUUUCACCCGACAUUGCCAGUAAAAGAGGUCUGAGUAGUGCAGAGCUUCAAGCAGUAGAAACUAUACAUAGGGCAGUCGAAUUUAAUCCUCACGUUCCUAAAUAUUUGCUAGAAAUGAAGCCACUAAUAUUACCACCAGAACAUAUUCUCAAAAGAGGGGAUUCCGAAGCACUUGCGUAUACGUUUUUCCAUAUGACACACUGGAAAACAGUUGAGGGGGCUUUAAAUUUGUUACACUGUACUUGGGAAGGCACUUUUAGGAUGCUGCCUUAUCCUCUAGAAAGAGGGCAUUUAUUUUACCCAUAUCCAACAUGCACAGAAUGCGCUGACAGAGAAUUAUUACCAACGUUUCAUGAAAUAUCAGUGUAUCCAAAAAAGGAACUUCCGUUUUUUAUCAUUUUUACAGCAGGUUUAUGUUCAUUUACAGCAUUAUUAGCUCUUUUAACCCAUCAGUAUCCAGAAGUAAUGGGUUUUAUUGCCAAAUCUGUAGUGAAUUGGAUGUCACUUCCAGUUUAUUAUAUGUACGAAAAAUUUGAGAAUGUUAUCCCGCCUAACUUGUUACAACAACUUAUUAGAAUUUAGGCCACAAAUUUUACUUUUACUUUAGCUCUCUUAAUAACAUACGAAUAUUUUUCACACACUGAUGUAUUUUUUAUUAUUUCGAAGCGCAAACCUGAUUUAAACAUUAAUAUAAAAUUGAAUAUUAUAUUUUUUGGCGAAGGGUAGAAAUAGUAGGGCCCCUAUCUGAAUAGAAAAUAUAAAAAAAAUAUUAAGAAUAAACUUAUUUGUCAAGUUACUAUUUGAAUAAAAAUUAAAGGCCCCUAUUGUGCUGUCUAAA
Sitophilus oryzae (rice weevil) is the source of this 2060-nucleotide messenger RNA. Its product is annotated as protein ST7 homolog. The record is from RefSeq and is a predicted model, not a curated record. NCBI's taxonomy places the organism in Eukaryota, Metazoa, Arthropoda, Insecta, Coleoptera, Curculionidae. Gene Ontology annotation, molecular function: protein binding. The transcript has 6 exons. The coding region runs from base 293 to 1804 and encodes 503 amino acids.